Molecule: messenger RNA, 3183 nt
Organism: Mytilus trossulus (common blue mussel)
Lineage: Eukaryota; Metazoa; Mollusca; Bivalvia; Mytilida; Mytilidae
Product: zinc finger protein 431-like
Exons: 2
Coding region: 318-3014 (898 amino acids)
Source: RefSeq, a predicted model, not a curated record
AGGAAAGUGAAAUUUGAUAUAUAUUAGAAAUUGGCAAAACUGUUAAUUUAUUUUCAUUUUAUAACUAACUACGGAUUUAUAAGGGUCAGACUUAUUUAUGUACAUAUGAUCAAACAUCAUAUCAUUGUCCGAGUUUCCAAUGGCAGAAUGUUAUAGAUCUACUUCAAAAAAGUAUUUUAGAUUUAUAAAACAUGUACAACCAAAAAAAACUCUGUGUUAUUUGUGGAGAUGGAAUUGAAAAAAGUUUCCUAGAGAAAAGCAAAUAGAAGACUCUGAGUUUAAUAUUGACACUGAAACUCAGACACAGAACUGGAGAGAUGACGAAACGAACAAACGUACUUGUUUUUGGUCAAGAAAAGACAUGUACCAAUGGUAGAAAAAUCCUUGCAAAAUGUUCCGAAUGUGGUAAAUGGUUCGCUUCAAAAGAAAACUUGAAGAAACACAUGGAUACACAUGGUGAAACUACGAAGCACAAUGAGACACACAGUGAACCUAAGAGACACAAGCAGUCACUUAGUGAACAGAAUAAGCCCAUAAAGACGCAUUAUGAAACCAAUGGGCACAAGGAAACAAAUAGUGAAACCGAAAAUCAAGAAAAGACGCAGAGUAAAACUAAAAAUCAAAAGAAGACACAGAGUGAAACUAAAAGGCAAACGAAGACACAGAGUGAAACUAAAAAGCAAAGGAAGACACAAAGUGAAACAAAAAAUCAUAGGAAGACACAAAGUGAAAUUCAAAAUCAAAAGAAGAUACAAAGUGAAACUAAAAAGCAAACGAAGACACAUAGUGAAGUUAAAAAGCAAACGAAGACACAGAGUGAAACUAAACUUUUUUCGUGUCCAAUAUGUCAUAAAACGUUACUUGAUAAAACUUCAAUUGGUAAUCAUGAACGUAUGCAUUCUAAAAGUUUACAGUAUGUGUGCAAGGUAUGCAAGAAAGCAUUCAAUGUUAAAAGUCACCAUAAAGCUCAUGAACUGAUAUGUUCUGGAAAAGGUGGUUUAAAGUGUUCCACAUGCAGUAAAAUGUUCACUUGUGCAUCUAAACUUGAAGCACAUGAAAGAAUUCAUUCCGGUGAAAAGCCGUUCAUAUGCGACUUCUGUAAUAAAGCAUACAAAACACAAGAACUAAGAAGAGACCACCAAAGAACUCAUACUGGCGAACGACCUUAUGAAUGUUCCACGUGCUCUAAGCGCUUUAUAAGAAGAAAUGAAUUCCAGAUACACGAAAAAACACACACGGCUCUUAGACCGUUUAAUUGCCAAAUCUGUGAAAAGACAUUCCGUGAUAAACGUCAGCUAAAAACUCAUGCAAUAAUCCAUUCUGACACCUUUCCGUUUUCUUGCAAGGUGUGUACGAAGGGUUUCAACCAUAACAGCCAUUGCUUAUCCCACGAAAGAAUGUGUUCUGGAGAAACUGUAUAUAGUUGUAUCAUUUGCGAUAAAAGGUUUCCAAAUGCAUCUAGCUUAAAAAUUCACUGCAGAAAACAUACAGGUGAAAGACCAUUUGAGUGUAAUGUUUGCGACAAAACCUUCAGUUGCACGACCAACCUGAGAGUACACAAGUUAUCACAUAGCAAGGCACGACCUUUCCAGUGUUUGGAUUGUGACAAAGGUUUCAAAACGAAAGAUAAAUUAACUCGACACAAGACAACCCAUUCUGAUCUCCGACCUUUUCCAUGUCACGUCUGCCAUAAAACGUUCAAAUUGAAAGAACAGUUAAAUACUCACCUCAAAAUUCAUGAUCAUUCUCGCGAUAAACCACAUUCUUGUGCGAUAUGUAGCAAAAGUUUUUGUUCUAAAGGUGAGUUGAGAAGCCAUGACAGAAUCCAUACUGGUGAGAAGCCGUUUAAUUGUGGGAUAUGUGAUAAAUCAUUUGCCGGACUGGGAACAAUGCUAAAACAUCAAGGGAUACAUUCGGGGGAAAGACCUUAUUCUUGUUCUAUUUGUUCGAGAAGUUUUAGAUUACAGGGCAGUCUCCAUAGGCACACACUAAUACACACUAGUGAACGUCCGUUCCGAUGUAAGACAUGUAGUAUGGGUUUUCUUACAAAUAUUCAAUUAUCAAAACAUGAAGUUGUACACACGCGUACUUCAACAAAGUGUUCCUUUUGUGACAAGAGCUAUUCCACUGUAUAUGGGUUGUUACAACACGAACAAUUACAUACCGGUGCGAAACCUUUCCAAUGUUCUAUAUGUAACAAGAAAUUCACAUGGAGAGCGAACUGGAAAAGACAUGAAAAGAUACAUAUGGGAGAAAAACGCCAUGAGUGUAUUGUAUGUCAUAAAAUGUUUGCUAGCAGCUUUAGUUGUAAACUUCACGAGAGAAUACAUAGCGGAGAACGGCCUUUUACCUGUCCGGUAUGUAAUAAAGGUUUUAAGAGCAAAAUAGAAAUGAAAUAUCAUAAAUUUGUACAUACAAAGAAUAAACCGCUUAAAUGUAGCGUUUGUGAAAAGGGAUUUUGCACAAAAUAUAAAUUAAAACUACAUGAGGUUACACACAGAAAAGUGAAACCUUUCAUUUGUUCUCUCUGUAAAAAGGGAUUUAGCACUAAAAGUGAAUUUGAAACUCACAUGAGAGUUCACAAGGGUGACAGACCACACAAAUGUACAACUUGUAAUAAAAGAUUUUUCCUGGUCGGAUCCCUACACGUGCAUGAGCGCAUCCAUUCUGAUACUAAACUUUUUAAUUGCAAUGUUUGUCAGAGAGGAUUUAAUUUCAAGAGCAGUUUACAAAUUCACGAACGGUCACAUACGGGUGAGAAGACAUAUGUUUGUGAGUUUUGCGGGAAAGCCUUCGUGGGCAGUUCGUCACUAAGGACACAUUUGAUGAUUCACUCGGACAGUAAACCGUACAAGUGUUCUACGUGUGAGAAAACGUUCCGGUUUAAUGCUAGUUUGAAGACACACGAACGGUCUCAUGGCAAAGGAGAAUCUUUAGAAUGUCCCGUGUGUAACAAAAUCUUCAAGCAGAAAAUAUAUCUGAAGCGACAUGAAAAACUACAUACAGGAGAAUAGAACAAAUUCAUUGUUAUGUUUUAAGUAGAAGUAUUGGAAAAUAAACAGUUGUAUACAUAUAUAUAUAUAUGCAUGGAGCUAUAUCAAGGUUUAGGGAUAUAACACAUGAAACGUGCUUAUGUAUUUAUUUGUAUUGGACCAUAUAAAAAUAAAAUCUGCAAUGAUAUAU